AUGCUGUGCGGGUGCUUUUACGCGGUGUCUCCCGCCGCUCUCGAUUCGCGUGCGGAUAUCCCAGACGCUCUUGCAAAGUUCCCCUCCGGCCCCUUAAACCAGUUCCUGCGACUCAUUAGCAGCCUACCACAAGGCGCAGCUGCACUUGAUGCAGUUGGCAAGGUUUUGACACCGCUGCAACAAGGCCUGGCUGAUGCAGUUGGCAUCGACACAACGAAAGAUGAUCUGGCACAGAGCACUUCUUGCGCUGAUGUUACGGUUGUGUUCGCGCGGGGAACGACCGAGCCAGGGAAUGUUGGGUUGGUGACCGGGCCGCCCUUUUUCGAUGCGUUGAAGGAGCAGUUGGGUAGCAAGUCUCUUGCUGUUCAGGGCGUGGAGUAUCCUGCUACAUUCGCUGGAUUUAAUAAGAAUGGUACGGAGGGUGUGCCGAGCAUGACUGCCUUUAUCAACCAAGCUCUUACGACCUGUCCCGAGACCAAGGUAGUCGUCUCCGGGUAUUCCCAAGGGGCUCUCGUGGUCCGUGGCACAGCCGCGUCACUGCCCGCAGACACAAUGUCCAGGGUCAGUUCGGUUGUAACAUUUGGAGACCCGAGGAAUCAGACUGCCAUCACCGGGGCGGAAGGCAAGACCUUGACUAUUUGCUACGAGAACGAUGCUGUGUGCAGCGGAGGAUUCAUCACAGUCGACCACUUGACAUACGCGGAUAAUGCGGAUGAGGCUGCACAGUUUGUUGUGGGAAAAGCUCAGGGGUGAUUCGAAUUUGCUGAGGGUUAUUGCGAUUGUCUCUGUGGCAGUUUCUGCGCCGGAGUGAACCUCCAUGUGGUUUACGCAAGUGGUCGGGCAUUGAUUGAGGUUUCUCGGUGCUCAUUUAGUGAGGUCGC
Molecule: messenger RNA, 881 nt
Organism: Paraphaeosphaeria sporulosa
Lineage: Eukaryota; Fungi; Ascomycota; Dothideomycetes; Pleosporales; Didymosphaeriaceae
Product: cutinase
Exons: 3
Coding region: 1-753 (250 amino acids)
Biological process (GO): carbohydrate catabolic process
Cellular component (GO): extracellular region
Molecular function (GO): cutinase activity
Source: RefSeq, a predicted model, not a curated record